This is a messenger RNA of Drosophila willistoni, 1212 nucleotides long. Its product is annotated as serine protease snake. Gene Ontology annotation, biological process: proteolysis. NCBI's taxonomy places the organism in Eukaryota, Metazoa, Arthropoda, Insecta, Diptera, Drosophilidae. Bases 159 to 1121 code for a protein of 320 amino acids. Gene Ontology annotation, molecular function: serine-type endopeptidase activity. The transcript is spliced from 2 exons. The record is from RefSeq and is a predicted model, not a curated record.
GAUCAGCUGUUUUUGUUCUUAAUAUAAUCUCAGUGACAGAGAAUAAUAGGGUUUUCAAGUGCCGUACUGCGUAGAUGUGAAACAAGUUAUUUGAACAGCAGCAAUCAGUUGCAAUCCGAUUGAACUCCAGGGUAGAUCUUAGGCCUAAGGCUAAGAAGAUGUGGGCAAAAUUAUUAAUUACAUUAAUCAGCGCAUCAGCGGUGCAUGGCCAACAGCAGCAGCAGCAGCAACAACAACCAGAUCCAGCAGCCGUUGAAUCGUGUGAUCUUUUCAAGCGCACAGUCUUUGAGAAACGUGUGGCCACCAGCUUUUUUUUCUCCAAUGCUCCAAUUGAAUAUGAUAUUGUUGACUCUUGUGUUGGUUCCCGUCCACUGAUUGUGGACGGAACGCCGGCCGAUCCAAAGGAAUUUCCAAGUGCCGCUCGUUUGGGUUAUUACAAUAUGGCUGAUAAUAAGACAAAGUGGUUUUGUGGUGGAACAUUGAUCACCAAUCGAUUGGUACUCACUGCCGGCCAUUGUUUGUACACCGAUAUUGGACCGGUGAAUAUUGUGCGAUUGGGCGAACUGGAAUUUGAGAACGACAAAGAUGAUGCCGAUCCUGAAGACUUUGGUGUUCUUAGAACUAUCUUGCAUCCGGACUAUAAACAUCCGCUUCUAUACAAUGAUAUAGCCUUAAUUCGCAUAGAUCGUGCAGUAACCUUUAAUGUGUAUAAGCAUCCCGCCUGUUUGCCUUACGACGAUGGCGAAAGCCACGAAUCAUUUAUCGCCAUUGGUUGGGGGCAGCAGAAAUUAGCCGGAAGACCUUCAAAUAAAUUGCUUAAAGUCACCCUCAAAGGAUAUGGUAAAAGAUGUCUUACAGAUCUCGAGUCAAAUUCAGAAUUACCCAAUGGCUAUGAUGCCAGUACACAACUGUGCAUUGGUUCACCUGACUCUAAGGAUACCUGUAAUGGUGAUUCCGGCGGCCCAGUGCUGAGCUAUCACAAUAAACAUCCGUGCAUGUACAAUGUGAUGGGAAUCACUUCAUCUGGCAUUAGUUGCGAUACACCGAAUAUACCAUCAGUUUACACACGAGUUCAUUACUAUAUGGACUGGCUAAAACAGGAAAUUGCUAAGGUCAAGUAAAAAUUCGAGGAAUUGUUUAUUAUUAUUGUAUAUUAAUUAACAAGAAUAUUCUUUGUAUUUGCAUAUAAAUCAGAAAGCUUAUUCAAAACCA